AGUUACGUAGACCGAAUAGCUGAGUCCACGUAAUAAGAAGCCAACACGUGGACACGCGCACCGAGCAACGACCGCAUCACCGGAACACGCGCGCAUAGCAACAUGACGCGCAUAGCAACGGGAACCGGCACGUGGACACGCGCAUACCGGAUAUGCAGAGUCAGCAGCUAUAGGGUAGAAUCGAAGGCUAGGUGCAUUGUAGAAUUUAAGAAAUAAGUCAGUUGUAAUUUGGAUCAGCUCAGUGUAAGAAGCGCUUGCGCUUAAGCAAUAAAGUUUUUUUUUAUGAAACGUGAAGCCUUGCACUUAUAAUUGGCGCAGCCGUCCGGAGUGAUUUAAGUGAGUGUAAUUGUGUCAAAAGUGGAAAAGUAAGAGACUGGAAAAACUCUAACUAAAGUGAUCCCGCAAGUGAUAAAAGUUAUUCAACGCAUCCGGAGCAACACAGGAAGACAACAUCGAUCGAAGCUGUAUUCCGCCGAGGAGUUGAGGAUCCCCCACGCAGUUACCCACCUGGAAGGAAAACCAGCAUCGUUAAAUCACGAACCCGCGACACGACAGCAAGAAAAAAAAAUCGCUUGGAGAUCGAAAAUGCAAUACUUUCCGAUAACAUUCAUGCUAAUCCUGCUUACACAACUCUCGCAAAGUAAAGAAUUAGAAAUCAUAGAUUUGAACAGGCAACCGAUAUUUUUUCUUAAAACCAGAACUUGUAGAUUACAAACAGGAAGCAUAAAAUUCAUACAUCCUAUAAACAUGUUAACCCUUGAAAAUGCUAUUAACACCAUUACACACUUUUACUUAAAGAAAUUGUCAGACUAAAAGUAAAAUUAUUGUACUCAAACUUCCAACAAUUAAAACCUAAACAUAGAACAGCUAGAAGUCUAGAAAUCUUAGGAACAGCUUGGAAAUGGAUAGGAGGAAGUCCUGACGCCGACGACCUCAGAAUCAUCAACACCACAAUGAACGAGAUAACCGAGAACAACAACAAACAGUACCGAAUCAACAAACAGUUCGAUCACAGGCUACGAACCCUCACUGACACCAUAAAUCAAUUGACAAAAGAACGAGAACAAGUAAUGCUGAAUGAACUAGAAACCAUUAAAACCAUAAUGAACAUCGAUAUCAUCAACCAUGUUUUAGAAGAAAUUCAAGAAGCAAUCAGUUGGACUAAAGUAUCAGUAGUUAGCAACAAGAUUCUAUCAUCACCAGAGAUAAACUCCAUCAAAACCAUACUAGAAGACCAAGGAGUAAAAGUCGAAUUACCAGAUGAAGCGCUAAAGCUAGUACAACCAAUUAUCGCGAUCAACUCGAAUUCGAUACUCUACAUACUGAAGAUCCCUCAGCUAGCUGAUGAAGAAGCAACAAUGCUUGAAGUAUUUCCUCUCAGUAUCGAUAACAGAAUCAUAGUAGAGACUCCGACGCACCUUAUAAAAACACGGAACAAAGUGUUCAAACCAGCCAAACCUGAUGAAUACAUCCAAAACCAAUACAGGGAGUACAUCGAUAAAUGCACAUCCAAUCUCAUCCUAGGGAGAAAAAGCGAUUGUUCUACUGCAAGAAAGAACAACACGACGAUAAAGCUAAUAUCCGAUGGACUUAUCAUUGUCGACAACGCAAAAGGAGCAGCCCUGAGUUCAAGCUGUGGACCCGAUGAUAAACUCGUCUCCGGAAAUCUUCUGAUACGCUUCAUCGAUUGCGAGGUAACGAUAAUGAAUCAAACAUUUUCUUCUAAGCCUAUCUCCAGCACAGUAGAGCCAUAUUGGGGAGCAGUAUCCAUCACCGAAGUCAGAUGGCAACACCAUAAACCGAUGAUAAGGCAAGACGCAUUCGAGAACAUUGGAACGAUGCAGCAUUCUUAUCUCCAGCAGUUCAACAGCGCAUGGAAUUGGAGCCUACUUGGAGGAGUAUUGGUCUCAACAAUCUUCACGUUAUCCCUGGCGAUCUUCGUUUUCACGUUCUACAAACGAUCGAUACGGACCAUCGCAGACGUUCUACCGAAAAUAGCGGACACGCUCUUCUUCACCCCCCCCGAGGAGUUACGUAGACCGAAUAGCUGAGUCCACGUAAUAAGAAGCCAACACGUGGACACGCGCACCGAGCAACGACCGCAUCACCGGAACACGCGCGCAUAGCAACAUGACGCGCAUAGCAACGGGAACCGGCACGUGGACACGCGCAUACCGGAUAUGCAGAGUCAGCAGCUAUAGGGUAGAAUCGAAGGAUAGGUGCAUUGUAGAAUUUAAGAAAUAAG
This is a messenger RNA of Anopheles coluzzii, 2245 nucleotides long. RefSeq lists its product as uncharacterized. The coding region runs from base 954 to 2051 and encodes 365 amino acids. Lineage: Eukaryota; Metazoa; Arthropoda; Insecta; Diptera; Culicidae. The record is from RefSeq and is a predicted model, not a curated record. The transcript has 2 exons.